AUGGAGGACGAGGAUUUUUUACUCGACGACACAGAUGCGUUGCGCGAUUUGAUAGAUGACGAGAGCGAAGAAGAUGAGGCCAUAGUGUUUUCUGACGAUGAAGUCAUUCCUGAAGACGACGAUCCCGAUGACGAGGACUUCGAGGUAGAGCAAGAUAAUUUCGGGUUCAGCGACGAGGACCUAGACGAGGAAGAUAUCGACGAGGACUUUGAGUUUCGCAAUGCUCUUCGAGAAGCCAGAAACUUUAAGCCCAAGCCGGCAAAGGGCAAGAAGACUCGCGGGUUGGCUGCUAUGAGACGGAGGAUGCGCAGAGAGGAGCUUUCACCAGAGGUGAAACAGCUUCUUUCUGAAGCCAACGAAGCAUUUGUGCGCAACGAUCUCCAAACUGCACAGAAUUUGUAUUUGGAAGUGGUCAAGCUCGACAAAAAUAAUUUCAGUGCUUACAAGACGUUGGGAGAGAUAUACAGACUUCAGGGAAAUUACAACAAAUGCUCCAACUUCUGGCUUUUGGCCGCUCAUCUUCACUCAUGGGACUUUGAGUUUUGGCGCACCCUGGCAGAAUUAUCUGCAGAGCUCGAACAUACGCGACAGGCCGUCUACUGCUACUCAAAGGCCAUAUCUGCCAGCAAUGGCAAGGACUAUGACUCGAUCUUUGCGAGAGCUUGUCUGUAUCGUGAACGUGGUCAAUUCAAGCGAGCGAGCGAUAGUCUGCACAAGCUACGAGCCAUCAUGCCUCAAGAGCCCAAGAUAUAUCGCGAAUUGGCCAAAAUAUAUGUUGAGGAAAAUCGCGUCAACGAUGCAAUCAGCAUGUACACCAGGAUUUUCGAGGAGAAUGUGAAAUUCCGCCGCGGAGAAAAGACCGAACUGAAGACAAUUGCGUUUGACUGGUCGGAGCUGAACAUUCUGUUGGAGCUAUACGGUAAGAAGGCGGCCUGGAACGUUGCGAUCAAAACACUCAAGCAGGCCUCGAGAUGGAUCCAACACCGGGAGUCGCAAACGUUCUGGGACGACCUGCCAUCUGUGGAUGUCGAAUUUGAUGAUCGCCGAUUCGAUAACCAGAAGUUCCAGGCUUUAAAAGCAGAAGAAAAAGAUAAAGAGUACUCUCUUCCCAUUGAUAUUCGAGUUCAGCUGGGACUAUUCAGAUUAAACUCAAAAAACACCGACGAAGCGCUUAGACAUUUUGAGUAUGUUCUGAGAGAGAAUAUUCAGGAAACUGCCGAUCUGUUCCUGCGCAUUGGCUCAGAGCUGGAGACUUUUGGUUUAUAUCACGAAGCAUUGCGAUAUUUCUAUCCAGUGUCGGGGGUGUACGAGAAUAAUCCUGCUGAGUUGGUCCUGAGUAUUGCCAAAUGUCUUCGAGAGACAGAAGAUUUCGAGAACGCAAAGGAAGCUUAUACCCGUCUUUUGGAGCACGAUCCAGAUAAUGUCGAAAUCAAGGUGGCCUUGGCAGAGGUCUAUUUUUAUCUUGACGACAUACAGAGUAUGAGCAAGUUGUACAAGGAGGCCAGAGAGCAGCGCAGCAAAGAACGGGCCAGUGCCCGCAACAACCUGCUGAAAGAUUCUGAGGACGAACAGGAAGAACAGGACGAAGAGAUGAGCGACGAGCAGAGUGCAAGAGAUUCUGAGCAGCUUGCAUUAAUUGCUGAAUACCCGUCCUCACGGAGAUCGAAAAAGAAGAAGGUUCUUCCGUUGGAUCCUGAGCUUCUGCAUAAGAAAGAGCUGAAAUCGACAACUCGUAUCAACGAGCAAUACGUGCGCGCGAACAGGCUGCUCGAACGACUGGAGGACGACGCCGAGUCUCUGGGGCACGACAGACACGCAAUUGCGUCGAUGUGGAUAGAUCUGGUCUCUGAGCUUAUCGAGGUGUUCUCUACAUACCGCUGCUUUUUUUCCUCUGACAAGGCGAAGAAGUUCAACACCGGGCUGCGUCGUCGAACCGAAAAACUGAGCAUUGAUCAGAAACUGUCGCGACUUCCGUAUCUGCAGGACGAGAUGAUUCUCUCGAAGGAGAUGGACUCAGGAAGAAUUCCUAUUCCUCAGGAUGAAUUCAAGGGCAUUUCGUUUGAAAAGUGGUUUGACUUGUUUAUGAAGUACUCGCUGAUGAUUUCCGAGUACGAGGGAAAUGUGGAGGAUGCGCUUUCAAUCCACGAAAUUGCGCGCCACAUCAACGUUUUCAAGAAAAAGGAGCUCACGAUUACGCUUCUUGGUCUUUCUGUUGGUUUUAUCACCAACGAGGUCUCCGUCAUAAUGAACCAUUUGCGUAUGCUUAUGAACGACUAUCAGUUUUCUGUGCCGGCGUUGAAGACCUUCUUGGCCGCCUGCAAGCCCACAGAGUUGUUUUACCAUCCAUACGUGGAUGCUCCAAAUCAGAAAUAUAUUCUUCGUCAGAUCAAGACUCAUGACUCGCUCAAAGAAAAACGUGACAUUUCAGGAAUGGCAGCUAUCACCAAUACCAAUGUGGACACGGAGAAAUUCCACCCGCUUCUGAAUUACAUCUACUCCACGUUCCUGUAUAUGAACAAAUCGUAUACGGCUGCAUUGACGUAUAGCCUGAAAAUAUACAGAGACUACUACAACGAUCCGUCGCUGGUGUUUCUGAUGGGCCUUGCAAACCUCCACCGCUCGAUGCAGCGACAAACGAUCAACAAGAACUUUCAAAUAAUCCAGGGUCUGACUUUCAUGCUGGAGUACGCACAAUUGCGCAGGGCUGGAAGCGGCUACGAGAUGGAGAUUAAUUACAACCUCGGCCGCACCUUCAACCUUCUUGGGCUAAACACAUUGGCUCUUCAGUUCUACGAACAGGUGCUCUUGCUUGAUGAGCCUGAUGACGCGUACAAUUUGAAAUACGAGGCCGCCUAUAAUAGCUACCUGAUUUAUUGCUACAAUGGAAAUUUCAAACUGGCGGAAGAAUUAAUGGAUAAAUAUCUGUGUGUAUAA
Ogataea parapolymorpha DL-1 is the source of this 2934-nucleotide messenger RNA. Its product is annotated as One of six subunits of the RNA polymerase III transcription initiation factor complex (TFIIIC). Gene Ontology annotation, molecular function: protein binding. Gene Ontology annotation, cellular component: transcription factor TFIIIC complex. Bases 1 to 2934 code for a protein of 977 amino acids. Gene Ontology annotation, biological process: transcription by RNA polymerase III. Lineage: Eukaryota; Fungi; Ascomycota; Pichiomycetes; Pichiales; Pichiaceae. The record is from RefSeq and is a predicted model, not a curated record. The transcript has a single exon.